Molecule: messenger RNA, 417 nt
Organism: Benincasa hispida (wax gourd)
Lineage: Eukaryota; Viridiplantae; Streptophyta; Magnoliopsida; Cucurbitales; Cucurbitaceae
Source: RefSeq, a predicted model, not a curated record
AUGGAGGUAGAGUAUGUAGCGGCUUGUGAAGUUACCAAGGAGGUUUUAUGGCUUAAGAAGUUUUUGACGGAUGUGAAAGUUGUUCCAGACGUGUCAAAGCCCAUCACCCUUUAUUAUGACUAUAAUGGUGUGGCUAAUUCUAAGAAGCCUAGGAGCCACAAAUGCAAGGAAACUAACUUAGUGCUUAAUUGGGAAAAAUGUCACUUUAUGGUGACGAAGGGUAUUGUGCUUGGUCACAAGGUUUUUAAGGCAGGAUUGGAAAUUGAUGACGCAAAGAUAGAUGUGAUUGCAAAGUGUCCUGCACCUGCAAACGUUAAGGCCCUGAGAAGCUUUUUAGGCCAUACAGGUUUCUACAGGAGAUUGAUCAAGGGAUUCUCCCAAAUCGCAAGUCCACUAAGCGUUGUUAGAACAGAAUAG